AUGUCGACGCUGCACACGGUGUGGGGAUGGGGGGAGGAGCGUGUGCAGGGAUGGGGGAAGAUGCGGGGAUGGGGGGAGGAGCGUGUGUGGGAUGAGCGGAGGAGCGUGUGUGGGAUGAGGGAAGCAGCGUGGUGCCACAGCAGCAAUGCCCUCCCUGCCCGUGCUGGUGCUGCCCGGGCAUUGUCCCUUGGUUUUGUGCCCUCCUCCACCUUCCCGUGCCCCCCUCCAUGCUCCCAUGCCGGCCUCUCCCCCCUGUACCGCCCCCUCUCCCCCCUGUACCGCUCCCUCUCCCCCCUGUACCGCCCCCUCUCCCCCCUGCGCCGCCCACUCCCCCUGCGCCGCCCACUCCCCCUGUGCCGCCCCCUCCCAAUGCGUCGCCCACUCCCACUGCACCACCGCCCUUCUCCACCCAAUCGCCCCUGGCAGUGCUGGCAUGUGUCCUGCACGGCACCCAAUCGCUCUCCACUGGCAGUGCUGGUGCGCAUAGUGCAAGGCUGGCAGCCGUCAGGGAAUGGAGGCGAGGCGAGCAAUCAAUUGCUGGCACAGGUGGUGCGAGGGUGGCAGCCGGCUAGACGCUUCAGGGAUUGGCGGCGAGCUAUGAAUGUGUGCCGCCUGGGGGACCCGGCUGUAGAAUGCUCUGAAGAUGGCUCAGUGAUCGCCCUAAAGCUGUCUCAAGCUGGCAUCAGGGGAAAUCUCUCCGACGAGCUUGGCAAACUCACCGCCCUCACUUCCCUGCAGCUGGACGGCAAUCAGCUGACCGGCUAUCUGCCUUGGUCCCUAAGUGCCCUAACCAACCUGCAAAUCCUCAAUGUGGGUGGCAACAGGCUCUAUGGCAUGCUGCCCGCGUCGAUCACAAGCCUCAAGCACCUUCACACCCU
Closterium sp. NIES-65 is the source of this 878-nucleotide messenger RNA. The record is from the annotation of a GenBank genome assembly. Lineage: Eukaryota; Viridiplantae; Streptophyta; Zygnematophyceae; Desmidiales; Closteriaceae.